This is a messenger RNA of Cyprinus carpio (common carp), 1164 nucleotides long. RefSeq lists its product as uncharacterized. The record is from RefSeq and is a predicted model, not a curated record. NCBI's taxonomy places the organism in Eukaryota, Metazoa, Chordata, Actinopteri, Cypriniformes, Cyprinidae. The transcript has 5 exons. Bases 1 to 1164 code for a protein of 387 amino acids.
AUGGCGACUAACAACCUGACUAAAGCCCAACAGAAAAUUAAGAGUUGGUACGACCGUCGGGCUGAGCCAAGGGUGUUCAGUCCUGGUGAUCAGGCAGAGUUGAAUGACAUACAGCAAGAUCUGCCAGAACAAGAGAAAAACUUUUUUGUUGGUGUACCUCAUUCAACCCCCCAGAAGCACAGAGCUGAAGAGCCUACUGCUACAUUCAAAGUGCCCUUGUCUGUACAGUUAACCAGUCCUUUACGUUCAAGCAAACCAGCUGUUGCCCUGGCUCCCACAUGGACAAUGCAAUCGGACACUGCAUUGACAUCCACAAUGAUGGUCAUGUGUAGACCAAGAAAAAGUCUUGGAUUUGAGGAAACACACCACAUUGAAGCUACUGUGAUGGAUAUGAGUGCAACAUCAGUGUUUGAUGUCAGCAUGACCUCAGAGCCUGCUGUCGAUACCGCAGACACCAGCUUUGUGCCAAAUUCAAGCCCCUCCACCACCACCACGGGUAGCUUUUCAAGCAUCUCUGGACAAGCCAGAGGUUGGAAGGAGAGGAAGUGGAUUGUAAAUGAGUCUAGACUCCUGGAACUCUUUCAGAAAUGUACAACCUGUGGUGCUGCGAUGUGUGACCUGAACCAAACAGUAACACAGUUCGGCAGUAGAAUCAAUAUAAAUUGGCAAUGCAGCAAUGGCCAUAUGGGACAAUGGGAGUCAUGUCCCAAUAUAUGUGGAAUGGCGGAAAAUAACCUUUUCGCAGCAGCUGCCACUCUCUUUACCGGCUCAACAUACACUGACAUAGCUGACUGGGCUGGACUUUUCAACCUGCAGUUGCCCCUGGAGUCAACUUUUUACAACAUACAGGCAAGCUACCUGCUCCCAGUGAUUGAGAAAUCAUACACACAACAGGAGAACAUAAUCAAAGCAAGAUUAAUUUGCCAAAGCGAAGACGGUGAAGGAGUGCAGCUAAGUGGAGACGGCAGAAGUGACAGCCCUGGACACUCCAGCAAAUACAACACAUAUUCUUUUAUCGAUGACUCCACUAACCAGAUCGUGGGGUUUGAGAUGAUGCAGGUAAAUUGUCAUUUAUUUCCACAAAUCUAUGGUUUCCCAGGCCUCCAGUUCGGUCGCAAUGGAACCACUGGCCUUCAAGAAAGGCCUGGAGAAGAUCCUGGAUGA